AUGGCUAAAAAGAGAAGAGUAAAGCAGUAUUCAGACGAUGAUUCAGAGAAUGAUGACUCUUCAUCGCCUACCAAUAACAAAUACAAGAUUCCUAAAAUUAGACAUGACAUAAAGGAAACUUUAGAAAGCCAUACUGCUUCUAUUGAAGAUGAGCAAGUUAAUCCUAUUGUUAUACCACCUCCUGUUGAAAAGCCAAUUGUUUCAUUAAAAGACGAGAAAGUGAAGUUUUGGACGGAAAGGACUGGUGCUAGAGUCCAGGGAUUAGUUCAUAAGAACCCAGUGUCAAUUGUAAAUGAAAAAUACCCCUGUGCAGAAUGGAAUGAAGGCAAGGUAGCUGAAAAGGGGGCUAACCUAAAAUUCGCCGUAUCACUUCGAGUGAAUGAUGAGUAUUUUUAUGGAACCGCUACCAACAAGAAGGAAGCCAAGAGACUGGCUGCAGCUUCUUGCAUAUCUAAACGAUUAGGUCUAACAUCCGACUUCGGCAAGGCUUCACAAGAUCAAAAUGAAGCUCCUGCUGAUAAAAUUAGUGCUCCUCCUGAGGCAAGUCAGCCUCCGCCUGAAAAACAAGCCACUCCCAAGAAGGCGAUGCCAAAGAAAAAGGCUCAUACUCCACAAAGCCCUAUCUCUCUUGGUGACGGACAGAGUGCUGUUAUGCUUUUAAAUGAAAUCUAUGGGCCAACAAAUUGUCACUUUGAGUUUGUUGAAUGUCCUCAUCCUGGAAAAGGACAGCACACAUUUAGUGCAAAACUUACAUUCUUUGGAAAUGUUAUCGAAGGAGUCAGUACAAACAAGAAGAAAGCAAAACAAGUGUGUGCUAUGAAAGCUCUUGCUACGAUGGGGUACGAUGUAGCUAUGGAUGAAACGGUUGAGCAUAUCACACCCCAAACACCAGCAAAUGAUGCUCCUGCUAUUGAGUCUCAUCUUCAACAGUUCGCAGACAAAGUGGCAUCUCAAGCUCAAGCUAAGUUUACAGAGUUGAGUGAGCAUGUAGAGGAACACCAAAAAAAGAAGAAAGUUCUUGCUGCAGCAAUUUUGUACAAUAACGUCAAUGAGAACUCAUUCAGAGCUGAUGGAGAUAUGGAAGUGAUUGCUCUGACCACUGGUACGAAAGUAUUAGGAGGAGAGUAUCUCAGUGCAGAUGGAAAAGCAGUUAACGACAGUCAUGCAGAAAUACAGAUAAGAAGGUGUGUCAUUCGGUUCCUUUACGGUCAGCUCAAAGCCUUCCGUGACAAGAGGUGCUCUGUUCUGGAGUUAAAAGAUGGAAAAUACAAACUGAAAAACGAGUUUACCCUCCAUCUUUACAUCAACACAGCACCAUGUGGUGAUGCCAGGAUCUUCAGCCCUAAACAAGAAGGGGACCAGGCUCAGGUCAUUGACGGUGAUAACCACCCCAACAGAAUAAACAGAGGUCAGCUGAGGACUAAAAUAGAGAGUGGUGAAGGGACAAUCCCGAUACUUAGUCCAAAUGAGGCUCUGUUGACAUGGGACGGGAUACUAGCAGGUCAGAGACUGAGGACGAUGUCGUGUAGUGAUAAGUUGUGCAGGAGCAAUGUGCUGGGAGUACAAGGCACACUCCUUUCACACUUCAUGACUCCAGUGUACUACUCCUCUAUUAUUGUAGGACGUCUUUUCAGUCACUCUCACUUAUCCAGGGCCAUUUACAGAAGACUACAAGUUGAGGGAGUGGAAUCUCAACUGCCACAUGGCUAUAAAGUUAAUGUUCCUCUCUUGUUGCCUGUUUCGGUGGCUGAACCAAGAUCUGUAAGCAAAGCGUCUGGAUUUUGCUUCAAUUGGACCUACGGAGAUACUGCACCUGAAGCGACUCGUACUGUCGAUGGAAAGAUCAACGAUAAUCAUGCGACACAAUCAAGAAUAUGCAAAAAUUCGCUUUAUAAACUGUUUCUAGCAGAGUAUAAGAAAGUGAAGGGAUCAGACGAGUUCGAUGGAAAGCUGUACAGUGAAGCAAAGAAUGCAGCAAAAGAGUACACCGCUGCUAAGAUGCUUGUCAUGGAUCAGUUUAAAAAACUGGGUUACGGAUGUUGGGUCAAGAAACCUAUUGAACAAAACAUGUUCACUGUUAAAUUAUAAUCACAGCAACAAGGUUAUCUGCUCAGUUUGAGCUAUUUCACGUUAUACGUGAUCGAGUUGAUUGCUUCCAUGAUCUAGCAGAUUCGACAGUCUUUUUUUAAAUCUUUCAUUUAAUGCGGUAUUUUCUACUGACACCGUUACAUCUUUUUAACGUUUUUUCUUUGAAAAACAACUCCGCACCGAGGAAUUUGAGGAAUUUGAUGUGUCCGGUAUGUGACAUAGUCUAGCUUGACAAUCUUCGUCUUUUUCUUCACCUUUGCUUUAAUUGCAUGAGAUGAUAUACUGUAUAUAUUUUGUUGAAGAAAAUAACAUUUUUAUGGCCAGAGUUAUCGGCCAGUUAAAAAACUCCGCCCAUCACUGGGCUUAUGUAAUCAUUCGUAUUUUAUGUUUUGCUGUUUAUGUAACUGAGUUACAAUUUUCUUACAGAAUAUUUUGUUUUUAACAUUGAAUAUAUAAGUUUUUCUGCA
Molecule: messenger RNA, 2555 nt
Organism: Bolinopsis microptera
Lineage: Eukaryota; Metazoa; Ctenophora; Tentaculata; Lobata; Bolinopsidae
Product: double-stranded RNA-specific editase 1-like
Exons: 1
Coding region: 1-2088 (695 amino acids)
Biological process (GO): adenosine to inosine editing; RNA processing
Cellular component (GO): nucleolus; cytoplasm
Molecular function (GO): tRNA-specific adenosine deaminase activity; double-stranded RNA adenosine deaminase activity; double-stranded RNA binding
Source: RefSeq, a predicted model, not a curated record